Messenger RNA from Toxoplasma gondii ME49, 2353 nucleotides. RefSeq lists its product as hypothetical. The coding region runs from base 964 to 2130 and encodes 388 amino acids. The transcript has a single exon. The record is from RefSeq and is a predicted model, not a curated record. Lineage: Eukaryota; Apicomplexa; Conoidasida; Eucoccidiorida; Sarcocystidae.
GGAGACCUGUCCACCACACUCGAGUCUUACAGAAGCACGUCAAUGUUUUCUCGUGCAUCCAUUCCAAUGCAGAAACCUGAUAAAAUGGUUAUCAAUUGUUUCCAGAAAAAGGAAGGACCAAACGAGAGCGGACUGGAAGGUUUUCCGGGAAAACGGGACGCUAGAAAAGUAGGAACUAGAGCAUCUCUGCACUUCGGUAGCCGCGCAUUCAUGACCGGUUUUGGAAUGGAACAAGCGAGUACUUCAUCUCCACUCGCUUGUCUCUUUCGUUUCAGUUCAGUUGCAUCCAUGUUGUUUCAGGCCGACGAUGCACAUUUUAAUUAACGUGAAAACAGGUAGGUCCGACAUUCCGCAACCCGUUUUGGAACAGGAAGCGAUAUCUCUUGCUUUGCGAACCACUCAGUCCACUAAAUACAAUACAUUUACUCUUUUAGGCCCCAGAUAAACCUACGUAGAUUAUCGUUUCAGGUAAUCCCUCUGAGGUUUGGGGUAUUGAACUCUUCUUAAUGUUGAAGUGAGAUGCUGGAGGCUCCGAUUUGCUUUUGAACUAGCAAAUAUGUGGUUUUCAGAAGGAAAUCAGCUUAAAGCGACGUCCUAUUCGCGACGACCAGAUAAACUGUAGAUUCUGUAGAGUUCUCAAGAGCUGCAGUUAUGUGCGUACGAGAGUCGCAGAUAGGCUGCUUUGGCGAGCUCGUUGGUUGGUGGGUUCGUUGGGUCGUGUCGGCAGUCUCAUUGGGGUGCAACGAGCAUAGGCGCUCCAGCGGCAGGUUUGGGUUGUCGUUUUUCUGUCUUUAAAUGGGUCGAGCUGAUUUAUCAGAUUGUCUUGUUAGUCAUCUUUCCUGUCAUCGCACGUGUAUUCCUGUGUUCAGGCCACUCUGAUCCUUUCGGUGCGGCGCUUCCAUUUUUCACUGGGAUUCCUGCCAUCGCUGCUAGCGAUUUACGCACUUGUUCCCAGUUUCUACUAUGGAGAUUCACGGGGAAACUGGAAUAAGCGGGACAGAGUGCGUGGAUGUGUCUGGGGUUCUGCAUCAGAAAAAACACGGCACGUGCGUCCCCACUCCACGAAAGUUUCGACAUUACACUACCCUCCCCCUGCUUGGCAGUUCUAUCUGGUUUUUCACCGUAUUCCUUCAAAUGAUGAGAAGUGACAAUCUGUCAGGCGCACCCGUGGCAUGGGCUGCACCUGAGGACAGCUCGGAAAACAAGGACCUGUGUGCUGAAGUCCCUGCGUUUUCGUUUGAGGACUUUGACGAGCAGCCCGAUUCUUCGCAGGUUUACACGAGUGUGGCCGUAUUUCGGCCGACAAGCAUGUUUCGUUCGGUCGGUCUCGUUCGGUUUGUUCGCGUCUUUGGGGUCCCGAUUGUGGCCUCGAGUUCCGUAGGAGAUGCCGCUCUGUCGCACGCAUCCAGCAUCUUUGCUGACUUCCUCGACAACGACAGAGACGGCAGACCUGACAGUGAAGAUGCAGUAAACACCAUGAGGUCGUACAAGGUUGUUCUUGGGUUCACAAAGGACACGGAAGAAUCUACGGAGAUGUGGACGAAUCGACUGGAACAACCACAAGCGAAACAGUUCCGCGACCAGUACAACUGCAACCUUCGAUUUUUCGAGUUGUGGCGCUCAGAUAUCAAUCCUGCGUGGCACGUGAAGCGCCGAGAGUACCUCGCAAGCCUAAAAGACCAAGAAACAACCCCGUCCUCUGACUCCGUACAGCGACGGAAGCAGUGUGCCGACUUCCGCGCUGAGUCCUUCGACUGGCCCAUGUGGUACUUCCCCUUUACAAUAUCCUACUACGGAUUUCUGGAUCUCCUGACUGAGGACCAAGUUAAAAAGCUGGAAAGUGCUAUGCAGACAGCGAAGAGUCUGCGGAAGUUUGACAGCCACUACGACGACGAUGCUGAAAUGGAAAAAGGCGACUUUUUUGCCUGGUCUCUCGUCACCAGGAUUGGCGGCACUCAGUGUCACUGCGAUGCCAGCGACGUCGGAGCUACGUGGAAAGUGUGCACGCCUGAGGAAUUCAAGGCCCUUUUCGAAGAGUGGGCCGCCGUUCUGGAUGCCAUAAAAGGACUCCCACAGAAGAUCUACGACGCCAUGUAUGCCAGUCCUGCGCUCGCAGGUGCUUCUAAUUAGUAGGGACAGCCGGAAGCUUUUUCAGAAAGAACGGUGGGACCCUCUCGUCCUUUUGAAACGAUGCAUUUCCUACGUUAAGCACAGAAAGGAAUGCUGCAGUCCCAAUAAGUUGUUUACUGACAGGAGGUUCUCCGACGCAGUGACGGUGCGUCACGUGGUUUGCGACUUACUCAUGCAGAUCUCAAUGAUUCGACAGGGGAAGAAUUAUGUGGCAGUAUCAAUA